AAAAUCUUGAGCGUCCUCUCAGGCAGCAACCUUGUGGAUAUUUUCAGUAAAAUGGUUUCAGAAAAGUCCAAAUUUACCUCCACAAAUGCAAUCUCAGAAGAUGAUGACGAUACACACCUGAUGAAUUCAAUGGAAGAAAAAAUAGAAAACUCCAAAAUAAAUAUUUUGGAAAACAUAACAAUUUCAUCACUUAAGGACCCCAAAGAACAAUUACAAAAAUUCUACCCCGAUUUGAAGUUAGAGAGUAUAAAAACCGAUAUUAAAUCGAAAGAUUCACACGACAUUUACCUGUUACGAGUGCCCAAAAACGUGGACCCGCAGGCUCUAAUAGAAGCCGACAUAAACAUGCAAGACGGUGGUAAAAUCAACAUAGGAGAGAAGUAUUUAGUCAAACCCACUUCGAAGGUGCCUCCGCCUAUGAUGGUAUUGAGCAAUUCGAAGAACGUGUUCCAUUUCAAAGGCAAUAUCGUAAUGGAGAAGUACGUGAAGCCCCAGAAAGAACCGAUAAUACCCAUUAAGGAGAAAUCGAGCAUCGCGCUACCAAAUAACCUGAAGAAUCGACAUCCUCUCUUCGGCAACGACUUCGAAGACAAGAUACAUUUACCCCAGCAAGUCGAAGAUAAAUUAAACACCGCCAUUAAGAAGUUCCUCAAGCAGGAAAAGAAAGCCCAAGAGAAACGAACUAAAGUCGAGGAAGUGGAAAGAGAACCCGUCUUUAAUCUACUCAAUUCGAAUAGCAGCAAAUCCGAUAAAAAGAAGCCUACAAAGAGCGAGUUAAUAGAGGAGACCUUGAGGCUUAUGAAGCAGGAGAUCAAUUCGGACGGUUCGGUUAAAAAGAAAAAGAAGAAAAAUAAGGAAGCAUCCUCUCCGGUCGUUGUUAAAGAAGAAUUCCCGUCCGAUCAGGAGUGGGCGAAGAAAUCGAAAAAGACCAGCGUGAUGAACAGCACCCUAUUGCCCAGCGUCGACGAUACGCCCAGAUUCAUCUCGGAGAUCAGCAAAAUUUCUGAUGAUUUCCUCGAAACCACCCCGAAAGCUUCCAAAAAGAAAUCCAAAACUAAAGGGAAAAUGCAACUAUAAUAUAAAUCAGUUAAUUUUAAACACAUUGAUUCGUUUUAUAGUAAAUUUUCGCAUUGAUUUAAGUUUGUUUCAUAAUAUAAUUUUAUUCAUAAA
Phyllotreta striolata is the source of this 1170-nucleotide messenger RNA. NCBI's taxonomy places the organism in Eukaryota, Metazoa, Arthropoda, Insecta, Coleoptera, Chrysomelidae. The record is from the annotation of a GenBank genome assembly.